UCGGAACCCGGCGCGCUCCGCUUGGAACGCGGCCGGCCUGGAGGAGGAGGAGGGCGGGACGGAGACAUGUCGGGCUCGGCCCGCCCCUCGCACCCCAAGGGGCAUCCCGGCUCGUCGCCUAGGUCUCACCAUGUCCCCGCCCGCAAGAUUUCCACGGGCAGCGCCGACAUGCUCAGGGCAGUCGUUAUGGCAGCCAAGAAAAACAAGGCGAAGGAGAAAGAGAAGGGAGCCAGCCGGCAGGAUGAGGAUGCUGUUAAAGAAGAAGAGGCAAUGGCUUGGAAAUUGCUUUCCCUUACGCAGAUUAAUAUUUUGUUGGAACAAGAUAUAGCAGGAGUUCAAAGUUAUAUGGAAAUGUUCCUAAAUCUGAAAGAACCUUUGACAUCUUUGAAACAAGCUGCAUUACUGGAUUAUUAUGUCUCUGGAUUUUGGUGGGCUAAAGCAUUAGAUUUCACACCUGUGCAACUUGGAGGACUCCUGACUCUGUUAAAUAUGCUGAUGAAUAACAUUGAGACUAAGCACAUGACACUGGAAGAUAACAUCCAAGAACUCAGAAAUGCAAUGGCUGGAAUUGGGCGACGUAAUUCGGAGAAAAGCGGUGGCUUUGAGUUCUUCACAGUAGACCAAGCCAAAGCCAUAAUCAAUUAUUUGAAGAUCAGCAUAUUCCAACAUUAUACACUAUAUGAAUUUCUUUUCUACACUCCCAGGGAAGAAAUUGUGUUGGGAGAUGAGAAUGUUGUAGAACUGGUCAAGCCCGCCGAUAGCCCUUUCCCUGCUCCUUUGGAAGAAGGUUUGGCGAACGAUAUAUAUUCCAAAUUUAUAGCACAGACCCCAGGUGAAGAGGAUGCAACUAAGGAAAUGGAGGGAGGUGUUCCUAUGGAAGAGGAGGCUGAAGCCGAAACCAUUGUGGAUCCUUUGACAGGUUACACCAUCGAGGAUGUUCAGAUGGUACUGGGCCAGAUCACCGAUGAAAUGCUCAGCGGUAUUCAGACUGAGAUUAAUGAAAGGCUACAAACGCAGCAAGAGGCUUAUUCUGCAAGGAUAGACAAGCUGAAGAAGGCCUGAAAGAACUGAGCAAGCAGAGGGAUGGUAGUGUCUUACACUUGCUAUAUAAAACACAGGACAGCAAGCCCUGUGAUGUGUUUCUAUUACCUACAGUCAGCAUAAUUGGGACGCUGUUGCAUCAUCCAGAAAGCACUGUUCUUUACCAUAGCACAUCUAUUUUUAUAUUAUUUGAGUGUUCUGUGAAAAGAUAAAUAAAAUUAAACUUUAAUUUUCCUCUA
Podarcis raffonei (Aeolian wall lizard) is the source of this 1280-nucleotide messenger RNA. It is a transcript of the gene CABCOCO1, whose product is annotated as ciliary associated calcium binding coiled-coil 1. The record is from RefSeq and is a predicted model, not a curated record. NCBI's taxonomy places the organism in Eukaryota, Metazoa, Chordata, Lepidosauria, Squamata, Lacertidae. The transcript has 8 exons. Bases 67 to 1062 code for a protein of 331 amino acids.